AUGUUCAACGCUGCUACACGGUCGUAUUCGAUUCUUGCUUUGGUCCUUAUCUUGUUCUCUCUUGGCUCGGUUGUUGCUCGUUCGACGAACGGAGAGGGAGGAGUGCUAUCACAACGUGGAACCGCUGACGAGGCAACCUUGAAGACCGGAACUACGGGCUAUAAUUCUCUUGAGAGCUUGUUCAAAGGAAAUGAGCGAUUCCGGCGAGGGACGAGUAGGAAGCGGGAGGCAGUGGCGAAAUUGGUUGAGGAAUCACCUUCGUUCAUGUUCCUGGGGUGUACCGACAAUAGGUUGACCCCUGCCUCGAUCUUCCAAGCCCCCAUUGGUUCUAUCAUCACCCAGAACAACAUUGGGAACCAAUACUCGAAGAAGGAUGUCAGCACGGACGCAGCGAUUACCUACGCCAUCGAAGAGCUCGGAGUCCAGCAUAUCAUCGUUCUAGGACACUAUGGUUGCAAGGGCGUUCAAAAAGCCAUAGCACCUCCCAAGGAAGAUAACUCUGUGUUGAAGUGGAUCAAACCUAUAGCUGAAUUCUACAAAAUUUCUCGGAGGCACGAUAUUGUCAAAUUCAGAGAUUCUAGGCUGCCUCGGCGAGGAUUGCCGAAUGGUAUCAAGACCGCUCCCGAGUUUGACGAUCCUGGAUUCAGAGCUGUCGUCGAAGAGAACGUCCGAAGGUCCGUUAAAGCCAUGAAGGAGGAUUCACUUUUGGCCAAGGCAUAUCAGCGAAGUGCUACAACACGAGCCAAAAAGACCGAGUUGGAUGUCUACGUCCACGGAUUCGUGUUCGACGAAGACACCGGGGAGGUGGUGAACCUUAAUGUUUCGUUUGGGCCACCUGGAAAGCCUAUCCCUCCUGUUCCUUUCACUGCUGUAGCUGCAGCCAAGAAUUUCCAUCGACAAAAGCAUCUUCCUGGAAUCAACAAGGGUAAGAGGCUGCGGACUUGAUGUAUUACCGUAGGACGUAAGACAAUUGUAUUAUGAAUCGACCGGGAAUUC
Molecule: messenger RNA, 996 nt
Organism: Coprinopsis cinerea okayama7#130
Lineage: Eukaryota; Fungi; Basidiomycota; Agaricomycetes; Agaricales; Psathyrellaceae
Exons: 6
Coding region: 1-945 (314 amino acids)
Biological process (GO): cellular response to carbon dioxide; cellular response to oxidative stress
Molecular function (GO): carbonate dehydratase activity; zinc ion binding
Source: RefSeq, a predicted model, not a curated record